GCCUGUCUGGUUUUCUGGCGAUCUGAGCGCGCAUCGCCGAUUGCCGGCCGAUCUCAGCGUUAACCCCACUGCAUUCCGCAUCUGGCAACGAGCAAGGAAGGAGAUUCCCCAUCCGAGUUCCAAGAUGAACACUCCAGCAGCCGCCGGUACACAAGUGUAUCCACUUCUACUCCUCGUGCUGCUGCCACUAAUCGCAGUUUGGGCCACGCCCGCCAUUAGUCCGCAGUCGCAGCGUGGCAUUAUCUUUCCCAAGGAAUCCUUUGAUGAAUGCUACCUGGAUGAUCCCCAACGGACGAAGGGCACCUGCCGUCGCAUGGAGGACUGUCCCUCCGCUGUGAAAAGCUGGCUGGAGAGACGGGAAUCCCCCAAGACCUGCUACUUUGUGAAAUUCGAUCAUUUUGUAUGCUGCAAUCCGGAGACUGAAGUGCCAGAGAUAACCACCAGUGUACCGCCCACGCUGCCACCCACUCGUAAUCCAUAUACAGCACCACUGGUCCAACGACCAAGUCUUGAAGCAUGUUACGAUUACAACAACGUCAAGUUGACUAACGAGAAUGACCUGACCUUCGUGGUCUCAGUGGUGGGCGGGAAGCCAACACGUUACCGGGAAUACCCCUUCAUGGCAGCCCUGGGCUGGCGUUCCAGCUUCGAUCAACAGAUAUAUUAUCGCUGCGGCGGUGCCUUGAUCUCAAAUACCUUUAUCUUGACGGCUGCGCACUGCACCGACUUGGGCGGAGAGCCACCCAGUCAGGUUCGACUUGGUGGCGAUAACCUGACCCUAACCGAGGGCGAGGACCUGCUCAUCCGACGCGUGCUGGUGCAUCCGGAUUACAAUGCCACCACAGCCUACAAUGACAUUGCCCUGCUGGAGCUGGAGACACCGGCCAAGCCGGAACUCCGUCCAACAUGCAUUUGGUCGGAGAAGGAGCUAAUUAACUCACUGGUCACGGCCAUUGGCUAUGGACAGACCAGCUUUGCCGGCCUCUCCUCCGCCCAGUUGCUAAAGGUGCCGCUCAGGAGGGUGACCAACGAGGAUUGCCAGGUUCACUAUCAGACGGAUCAGCUAGUCGAGGGACUCCAAGGUAGCCAAUUGUGUGCAGGGGAUUUGGCCGGGGAAAAGGACACCUGCCAGGGCGACUCUGGUGGUCCGCUCCUCAUGCAAGAUGCCCAUUUGCUCUACAUCGUGGGCAUUACGUCUCUGGGACAGGGUUGCGCCAGUGGACCGCCAUCGGUGUACACCAGAGUGUCCAGCUACGUUGACUGGAUUGAGAGUGUCGUGUGGCCCACAGGAUAUACUUCGCAACCGCUACCACUACAGGACCAGAUGUCCUCGAAACCUAAGGAAAUGACAGAUCCCAAUUUCGAUCUGAGGGCAAUGAUUUAAUCUAAUUUAUUUUAAGGUUCUAUUGAACAAAAAAGA
Molecule: messenger RNA, 1420 nt
Organism: Drosophila serrata
Lineage: Eukaryota; Metazoa; Arthropoda; Insecta; Diptera; Drosophilidae
Gene: spirit
Product: Serine Protease Immune Response Integrator
Biological process (GO): proteolysis
Molecular function (GO): serine-type endopeptidase activity
Source: RefSeq, a predicted model, not a curated record